GUAAUUGUAUCAGAAGCUCGCCUCUUCAAGCUCCAGCCAGGCCAGGUGGGCAAAGAUCCUUAAUUUCCUCGGAACCCCAGCAACAGCGGAUCAUUUUCCCAGUCUCGUUAUUGCCAACGGAAACUUUCCACGUUCAUUCGGUUCAUGGGACAAUGUCUGCGUUUGUGUUCCGUUUGAUUCGUCCGACAGGAUUCAUGGGAAGUGGAAAAAUCUCAGCAUACUGAUGUUAUUAGCUAUCCAUCGAGGUAUUUCGGCUUCUGAAGGAUUGCUGUUUGAGAUCCAAGAAAGAAAAGUUUAGAGCGAAGAGAAUCAAAAUAUUGGAGCAGGACCAAAAAUGAAAAGCCAGGGCAGUUAUGUGCCGCCUCCUUACAUCCCAUUGGGGCAGUCUGAUAAAGACCCAGAUGAGGUUGUUCCAAACAGUGCAGUCCCCGUUGAAAAUGGGCCCGCGGGGGCAAAUCCCACUCGGUGGUCUUCUGGGAUCUGUGCUUGCUUCGAUGACAUGCAGAGCUGUUGUGUAGGUCUUUUUUGCCCCUGCUAUUUGUUUGGAAAGAAUGCAGAGUUUCUCGGAUCGGGAACUUACAUGGGUUCCUGCACUACCCACUUUCUCCUGUGGAGCCUCGUUAAUACUAUCUGCUGCUUGGCGACGGACGGCCUCUUCUUGGGGCUACCAGGUUGCUUCGUGGCUUGUUAUGCUUGUGGGUAUCGCCGAACCCUGAGGUCGAAAUAUAACUUGGAGGAGGCGCCUUGUGGGGACUUUGUUACUCAUUUUUUCUGCCAUCUGUGUGCAUUAUGCCAAGAAUACCGGGAAAUUCGUGAGAGGGCAGGCGACUCGAAUUCUCCAGACCUUACCUUAACGGUGGUCACAGCUCCAUCAGUCCAGACAAUGGAAUCGACUUUGGAAGAGUGAAGUGUUACCUUAUGAACUAGAACUACGCUCAUGUGCUCUGCUGGCAGCCCAGCCCGCUCUCACUCCUAUCCGGUACAUUUUGUAAAAUCUCGGUCACUGCUCUGAAUAUUGCACUAGCUCGUGGCUCUUGCAAAUUUUUUCCCUCGAUUACGGACAGGGAAGCGUACAAAGUAAACACGCCACCUCUCCCUGCUGGGCACUGAUGUGUUUUUUUCCGGUUGCACAUCUCCUUACUAUUGAGUAUUGAUGGAGUCAUGGUUACAUAGAUUUUCUACUACGAAUUUCAUCAAUUUUUCUUGUAGUAGUGACCCUUUAAAUUAUUGGGUUAUCAUGCUGUUCUGAUCCAGGAAAAGUUUCCCUUCC
Punica granatum (pomegranate) is the source of this 1270-nucleotide messenger RNA. The record is from RefSeq and is a predicted model, not a curated record. NCBI's taxonomy places the organism in Eukaryota, Viridiplantae, Streptophyta, Magnoliopsida, Myrtales, Lythraceae.